AACGAACAUGUUAAUAUUAGUGAAAAUAGAGUAAUCAAGGAAAGAAAUGGCCAAUAUUAUUAAAAAUAUACAAAGUUACAUAAAUAAAAAAGAAGAUAUAUAUAAGGAUUUAGAGGAAAAAAAGGAGUUUUAUGAUGAAAAAGACAAGGGAAAUGGUGUAGAAUAUCAUACAGAGUCGGGAGAAGGAUCAGGGAAAUUUUUAGGGAGUAAACCAAUGGUUGAUCGAAUGACUAAAAAUUUGAAAUUUACUAAUAUAUAUAAUAAUGAUGAGAAAUAUGUCCAGGAAACAAGUCUUGAUAGUGAGAAUUAUCUUAUAAUUUCAGGGAUGGAUAUUAGUAAAAUAAAGAAAUUUAUAUAUUAUAUAAUUUGUACGAUGUCGGGGGGAUUUAUAUAUUUGAUUUUAUUGUGGAUGCCGCAAUGGAAAGCACGAUUUAUAUUUAAACGAUCACCAUUAAGCAAUUGUGAAUGGGUUGCAAUUGAGAAUAAAUAUAAGGAAAUUAGUAUAUUAAAGGUUAAAAAAAAGAAACAUGGUAAGCAUAUAUUUUCGAUUUAUGAAGGGUUUCAAGAUGUAUAUGAUAAAUUUCAAAAUGAAGAGGAAAAGAUUGAGAAGCCUUAUGUAAGAUAUAUCGAUUAUUGUUAUAUUCGUAUUAUUUAUUCACUGGAACAACAAAAGUUUCUACCAUCUUAUACAUGGAAAGAUCCUCGUCGUAUACUUUCUAUUGAAGAUAUUUCCAAAGGAUUAACUACAGAUAUAAAAAAUAACAGAGAAAUUAUUUUUGGGAAAAAUAUUAUAGAUAUAGAAGAAAAGUCGGUUAUUAAAUUAUUAGUGACAGAGAUUCUUCAUUAUUUUUAUAUUUUUCAAAUAUUUUCUAUAAUAUUGUGGAUGUUUGAUGACUAUUAUUAUUAUGCAUCAUGUAUCCUUAUUAUUACAACUGUAAAUAUUGUGAUUACUUUAGUAAAAACUAGAAAGAAUAUAAAAUCAUUUCGUCUAAUGUCUCGAUACAUAACUAAUGUUAAUGUUUUGCGUGACGGAACAUGGGUUUCUCUUUUAUCUUCAGAAUUAGUUCCAGGUGACAUUUUUGACAUAUCAGAUCCAGAAUUAACAACUCUACCAUGUGAUUCUAUAUUAUUAACAGGUGAUUGUAUAGUAAAUGAAAGUUCUCUAACUGGCGAAUCCAUUCCCGUUUCUAAGAUAUUUGCACCAGAAAAUGCUGUAAAAUCGCUUCUUGAGGUAGAAACAGAAGUACCUAAAGAAUUAUCCAAACAUUACCUUUUUUGCGGAACUAAAAUUAUCCAAACUCGAAAAUCAUAUAAAUAUCAUAAAUCAAGAGCGUUAGCAGUGGUUGUAAAAACAGGAUUUGAUACUACAAAAGGUAUUUUAAUAAGAUCUAUACUUUCCGAAAAGCCUGCUAGUUUCAAAUUUUAUAAAGAUUCAUUGCGUUUUCUAGGAGUUAUGGCAAUAAUUGCUUUAUGCGGCUUUAUUGUCAACUCUAUAAGAUUUGUUCAAAUGGGGAUUGCAUGGAAUCUUAUUAUUCUUAGAGGUCUUGAUUUAAUUACAAUAGUUGUUCCUCCUGCUUUACCUGCGACUUUAAUAAUUCAAACCAAUUUUGCAGUUUCGAGACUUAAAAAACAUCAGAUAUAUUGUAUUAGUCCUUCAAAGGUAAAUAUUUCAGGGAAAAUAAAUGUUAUGUGUUUCGAUAAGACGGGGACACUAACAGAAGACGAUUUUGGCGUUUUAGGAGUGAAAGUAGUAGAUGAUUCUACCAACAGGUUAGGAGAAAUUCAUAACAAGGCACAAACGUUAACAUUUUAUACAUCUAAUUACAAUAAUUUGAAACCUACUGAUAAGGAAAAUGCUAUGCUUUAUGCUAUGGCAACCUGUCAUUCUUUAAGACUUAUAAACAAUAAAUUGGUUGGCGAUCCUUUAGAUAUAAAAAUGUUUAACUUCACUGAAUGGAUAUACGAAGAAAAUCAAGAACAUACAGAUUUAGAUAUUCAUUUUGAAAACGUUAGAAAUCAGGAUGCUGUUCAAAAUUCUGACGAACAAAUUAUAUCAUCUAUAAUUAAACCAAAAAAAGAUCUUCAAAUUAAUGAUAUUAAAGAUUCAAAUUUUGAAAACAUUUCUAAUUUUGAAUUUGGCAUUAUAAAAUCUUUUCAAUUUAUCUCUCAUUUACGAAGAAUGAGUGUUAUAGUUAAAGAAUUUAAUUCGACAGAUAUGCAUGUUUAUCUAAAAGGUGCACCUGAAAUAAUGGAAGAUGUUUGUCAGAAAGAUAGCUUUCCUGAAAAUUAUAAUGAAGUUCUUUCUUAUUAUACACAGCAUGGUUACAGAAUAAUUGCGUGUGCAACAAAAACUCUUUCUAAUAUAUCCUGGGCUAAAGCUCAAAAAAUAGGAAGAGAGAAUAUAGAAAAGAAUUUGUUAUUUCUUGGUUUCAUUAUUUUCGAGAAUAAACUUAAGCCUGUAUCGGCCGAUGUUAUACAAACACUUAGAAAUGCUGACAUAAGAUCUCUUAUGUGCACUGGCGACAACAUUCUAACAUCCAUUAAUGUUUCUAAAAAGUGCAAUAUCUUACAGCAAGAUGAAGAUGUAUAUGUUGCAUCCAUUCAAAGGAAUAUUGAUUCCUCUGAUGCUAAAUUGCUUUGGAAAAACAUAGAAGAUCCAAGAAUGUUAUUAGACAAUGAAACAUUUAUACCUCAAUAUGACUCUUCUGAUCUAAAUGAUUCUUCAUAUUACAAAGCUUGUACUCCAAAAAAAUAUUCAUUAGCAAUUACUGGAGAUGUUUUUAAAUGGAUGAUUCAAUUUUCUCAUCAUUCUGUUUUAGAAAAAAUGCUUAUGAAAACUCAAAUCUUUUCUCGUAUGUCUCCUAGCGAAAAGAAUUUAUUAGUAAAAAAAUUGCAAUCUUUGGGUUAUUGUGUAGGUUUUUGUGGCGAUGGCACCAAUGAUUAUGGUGCAUUAAAGUCCGCAGAUUCGGGAAUUUCUUUUUCAGAAACAGAAGCAUCCAUUGUUUCUGCUUUUGCAAGUAAAGUCUAUGAUAUUAGUUGUGUUUUAGAUCUUAUUCGCGAGGGAAGAGCAUCACUUGCUACUAGUUUUAGCUGUUUUAAAUACAUAGCACUUUAUUCAGCCAUACAAUUCAUGACUGUUAGUAUUCUCUAUUCCUCUGCAUCUAAUCUUGGAGAUUUUCAAUAUUUAUAUAUUGAUUUAAUACUCGUAUUUCCUAUUGCUAUAGCGAUGGGAAGAACUAAAGCAAAUCUUAGACUGAUCAAAAAACGUCCUCCUGCAAGUUUAGUUUCUAAAAGAGUCAUUGGUUCUCUUUUAGGACAUAUUUGUAUAUUACUAUCUUUACAACUUACGGUAUAUUAUCUCGUCCGUAUACAAAAUUGGUAUAAAAAACCAUCUCCUCUUUCCGAUCUUUUUGACAUUUCAAACUCUGAUAACUCUUCUUUAUUUUUAUUUUCUUGUUAUCAAUAUAUCUUGGUUGCUCUUGUAUUAAAUACUGGACCUUAUUGUGAACCUGUUUAUCGUAACAUAAUAUUCAUCUUUAUCGUACUCUUUUCUACAGCUACUGUCACUUAUUUUCUAUUUAAACCUGCAAUUUGGAUAUACAAAAUAUUGGAACUUUCAUAUUUAAAACUCGAUUUUUGUUUAUUUAUUCUUGGCCUUGCAAUAUUCAAUUAUACAAUUUCCUGGGUCUCUGAAAAAUUUAUCUUUCUACCAAUUGCUAGGUGUUUUACUUCAAUCAUAAAGAUGAUUUUUUUCCCACAUAAAGCUAAACAAAGAAAACGAUACAAAGUUAUACAGGAUUCAUUAGGAUUUUAGUAUGAACCUCUUUGUUUUUUAAAUUUUAAUAUAAUAUUUUUUAUAU
Molecule: messenger RNA, 3860 nt
Organism: Pneumocystis carinii B80
Lineage: Eukaryota; Fungi; Ascomycota; Pneumocystomycetes; Pneumocystales; Pneumocystaceae
Exons: 21
Coding region: 47-3814 (1255 amino acids)
Biological process (GO): intracellular calcium ion homeostasis
Cellular component (GO): membrane
Molecular function (GO): ATP hydrolysis activity; P-type transmembrane transporter activity; ATP binding
Source: RefSeq, a predicted model, not a curated record